Ramularia collo-cygni is the source of this 1977-nucleotide messenger RNA. RefSeq lists its product as uncharacterized. The coding region runs from base 1 to 1977 and encodes 658 amino acids. The transcript has a single exon. Lineage: Eukaryota; Fungi; Ascomycota; Dothideomycetes; Mycosphaerellales; Mycosphaerellaceae. The record is from RefSeq and is a predicted model, not a curated record.
AUGCCCUCUCGGAAGUUCUCUCGCCAAUCCUCUACAACGGUUCCCACGCUUCCCCAAGAGCUGCAGAGCGUGGUACCAUCAUGCGCACAUUCUUGUCUUUCAACAUACAUAUCUCAAGGGUACGAGGAUACCAGUGCUUGCUCGAAUGGCGACCUCUCCUGCUUGUGCUCGAGUUACAGCUCAUAUGGCUUGACCCUGGGAGAGCUCGGCCUCAUUUGCCUCCAAACCAGCGGUUGUGGCCCAGCAAGCCGACAAGAAGAAGAGCAACAGGCAGUUUUCGGCAUCUGCUCAGGACAGAGCAAUGCUGCUCAGGCAACCCACACAGUCCUCAGCCCACCCGCAACCACGCAAUCCAGCUCGACACGUACAAUCUCAACGGAAUCUCCAUCUGCAACGACGACUAGCGCAAGCAUCCAACCCAAUGUAGGACAUUCAACGCAGCAACCGAAAUCGACGUCCUCGUCCGUUGCAGCAUCAAGCUCAAGUUCUAGCGAUGCCUCAACAAAUGGUCUCACGAGUGCUCAGGUCAUUGGCAUAUCAAUAGCGGCGGUCGGAUUCGUUGUGCUUGCAAUCGCCUUCGCAUACAUUAUGGCUUGCGUCAGACGACGUCGCAAAUCUUCCGAGCCCGAAGACCUUAAGCAUUGGGAUGGGUUCGCAGACGACAAGACGCCACACAAAUCCUGGUUCACAUUUCCUGACUCCAGACAUCAUCAUGACACCGCUGAAGCGCCCCAAGAGAUACCCACUUAUGAGACGGGCGGAGAGCCAUGGCAAUCUCAGCAUUAUGAGAGUCGCGAGAAAGCAACCGCCCCAAGGAAGUCCAUGUCACGGGACAGUCUUCGAAGCAGCAGCAGCAUCAGAACCGUCUCGCGUCUUCUACCAGAGAAACCAUCUAGAAUCCACCCACAGCCCCAAAGAACGUUAGCAGAGCCAGUGACGGUGCAAACUCCAGCGACGAUCUUUGAGGAAGAUAGGUGCUCCAUAGUACAACGCCCCAUUCCCAGYCUUCCAAAGAAUCCACGACAGCCACAAUACGCUCAUCAAUUCACCAAACCUCCAGAAGCGGCACUGCAGCCAUCGCUGUCCUUGGAAAUACCUCGACAGGCAACGCGAUCCGGUGCGAUAGAGGCUGUUACAAAGUUCCCAAAUCCUCGAGAAAACACAUUCGCAUCCACAUCAAGACCAUUCUACGAGACUCCACAAGCUGCUUCCAGCACGAAUAGCUUCUUGAACUAUUACGAAGGCCCAGACAGUGGUUCGCCCGAGGAUUUCUAUCCUUAUACACCCAUAGACGAGCAUUCGCAGGUCCGAAGAGCUGCUCCGGCAGCCAUUGUGAUUACCAAGCCCACCUUUCCGCCAGUAGCCGUGCGGACGUCGAUGGCUUCGGACAUGUCACGACGAACGUCGUUUGAAAGCACAGAUCCAGACGAGCCUACUCCGCCUGGUGAAGCGGAUGAAGGUGACAAGCGACUCACACCAGUGGCAGAAUCUCCCAUCGCAAGCAUCAGAUACCCCAAGAUUCCGAGGGGUAGCAACCAGACGGUUCCCAGAUCACCUCCUCAACCACAAUACAGGCACAAAGAUCAACUGUGGCCGGCUCCCAUCGUCGUGCAGCGUAGGAAUCACGGAGACAAUGACCCMGUCACACCAGCUGACCGUAGGAUGAACGCACACAGUCCAUCACUCAGCGGUUCAACUCUGGCGGCGAAGCGGGUUGGUCAUCAUGCUGCCCACAGUCUUGAGAAAGGCCUACGUAUCACGCCAUCUGGAACCCCUCCGCAGGAUCGUCGCCAGCCUCCGAGAGGAUAUGGGAACGGCGCACGUAAUCAGAGCCCUGGGAACUGGCCUUUGCCCUCUCAGGAGCCGUUGAAAAGCCCGCUCUGGGAGCCAAAGCUGACUCCUAGGAGGAUGGGAGGAGAUCUAUAUCUGUCGGUUUCGGUUGCCACGCCGAAGAACGCCCACUUUUUCGAGCGGUAG